AUGCUGGAAAACUUUCUCGACCAAGAGCUUUCCGAGGCACAUCUCGGCAUCCCGCUCGGACUUCGUGCUCACCUGGAACGUUUCAGGAGCUUCUUGCUUUCUUUCUACAGCACGAGACUGGGCUACUAUCCACCGAGCUCGUUUGAUGCGGCGGCAUACCGUGCCAUGGCCAGGGAUUUCAGAGCUCUGUACCGCCUCUUGGUCGAUGAGGCAUACAGCUCGUCUGAAGCCAUGCCAUCUGUUGCUGUGGGCGGCAUCUGCACCCUGCAGCUCAUUCAAUCCUUCGACACGCAUAGCUGCCUCGAGCCCAUGAAGCACCCGCUCCCCAAGCUCCCGCAACUGGAUCCGCAGCCUCGCCCGAAACGUUUGGCGUGGCUACCACGGGGUCCGAAACGACGCGCGGAUGAGCGGCAACUGGGACAUGCCGCGCUGGUUAACGCGUCGAACUGGAAGCAAGACUCGCUCGAGAACGGCCUCGUUCGGGCAUACAGGAAGUUCGAAGAGGAUUGCGCACUGGCGCGCAAAAGGCUGGAUAAGAAUGAGAGGGUUUCACUGGUCGACGGACGCAAGGUCCGAUGGAUCUUGAUAUAUGCCGUUCACCAGACGCUGCGUUACGCUACACAGAGACCCUAUGGCGUGCAGGAUGACCCCAGCGCUCGAUAUCUGGUCACUAUUGCCAAGGACACCCUACCCCCGUGGCAGGACAAACACACCCAUGGAGGAUUGAUUCGCAGCCAGACUGAGCCGGCACUGAACCGCCUUGGUCGGCUGCAGGACGCGGACCCGGCCACUGCCAUGGAAAGGUUUGAAAUCAAGCCAGACAUUGAUUACUUCGCGUUGACUCACAAGCAAGACGCGACACCUCCGCCAAGGUCGAGGCGAGCGUCUCUCCCGCCUUUAACUACGGAUAAUCCAACCGCCCUGUCGCGAGCGAGCUCGUUCAAGCAGGUAUUGAGUCGCAGCUCCACGAUUCGCAAGUCGGUGCGAAGAUUCACGCAAAGUGCCGCACCCACCUCCUUGCCCCCGGCCGCCGCCACGCCAAGCAAGCCUCUGUAUCACGAAAUCGUGGUCCACGGCUACGGCAAUGGAACAAACGACGUCCGCCUGGGAUCCGGCGCGGGCCCCCCGCUGCCGCCCUCGGAUGUCGGCCGCAGCGCAUCCACGGCGUCGGAAACAGCCUCCAGCAACGCCAGCACCGUGCCCAGCUCGGCGAGCAUGGUUGACACGGCAGAAUCAUCGCUCGGCUCCCCAGUCCCCCCCGACUCACCAAUCGAAAUACCACCCAAAACCCGGCGAUGGAGCACCCAUGACGCCGCCAUCCAUUGCGGCAACAACAGCAGCAGCCCACCAGUGUCAAAAUCCAACUCGCUCAAGCGGCGGCCCAUCAGCUCCGCCUUGGAAGGCUACACCCACGCCGCCAAAGCCUUUGGGCACUUUGUCGACAGCGAACGCCGCAGCAUCUUUGCCAACAGCCGCCAGAGCGGCACCGACCCGAAGCGCAACAGCUCCAUCCCGCAAAGCCGCUCGAUGCCGCUGCCCAUUCGCGAGGACGACGUUGGCGAGGAGUCGUGCGUCUUGCCUAGAGACUCGGGCGAUUGGACGGCCAUGCAGGCGUUUCUGGAUGGCAAGGGAGUAGACGCGGAAGCGGCGCAUGCGUGGGAGCAGUAUGCCGAUUUGGGGGGGCUAACAGAGGUUCGGUGA
This is a messenger RNA of Metarhizium acridum CQMa 102, 1701 nucleotides long. NCBI's taxonomy places the organism in Eukaryota, Fungi, Ascomycota, Sordariomycetes, Hypocreales, Clavicipitaceae. The record is from RefSeq and is a predicted model, not a curated record.